AUGAAUUUUCUAACCACCCCACUGUUCCAGAUGGCCUCCGUUAUGUUAUCGAGUUGCCAAUUUCCAUUAGCUGGUAAUUUCCAUGAGCAGAAGAAGGGACAACGGAGAAAAGAGACGAAGUCAAAAGAAUUAGUAUCGCUUGCAUAUGAUUCAAUGCUCUCGAUGUUUGAUUAUUUUGCUGCAAAUGGGAGUGUGGCCACCGAGGUUAGGUCAUCAAUGGAGGGAUCAAGAUUGGGAUCGCCUGGUCAUGGAUAUGAAGUGGGGGAUAUGGUUUGGGGAAAAGUGAAGCCCCACCCUUGGUGGCCUGGUCAUGUAUUCAGUGAAGAGUUUGCAACCACUUCUGUGCGAAGAUCAAAGAGGGAGGGUCUUCUCUUGGUUGCCUUCUUUGGAGAUAGUAGUUAUGGAUGGUUUGAUCCUUCAGAACUUAUGCCAUUUGAAUCAAAUUUUGCUGAAAAGUCUCGACAGACUAACUCAAAAACUUUUGUCAAAGCUGUGGAAGAGGCAAUGGAUGAGGUGAGUAGAAGGAAUGCACUUGCUGAUUAUGAGCCUGGAGCUGUAUACUCAAUCAAUGCUAUUGAGAAAUCUAGGGCUAGUUUCCAGCCAAGUUCAACUCUUGAUUUUAUUAGGCAGCUAGCUUUGGAGCCUAUCAUUGAGCAUGCAUUUGGUCACGAACUAGAUCGCCCUUCUCCAGCUAAAGCCCCUUUAAGUGGGCGGCAGGUGUUUGCUGACACUUCCGGCAAGGGAAAGAAUCCGGCAAGACCAAAUAAGUCAAAAGAAAAUGCUAAAAAAGACAAAUAUCUCUUUAAAAGAAAACCUCCGUUUCCUUCACACGGUUUUCUCUUACGCGUUCCCUCCUUCUUCGUUGUACUCGUCUUCACUGUGCUUCCAUCGCAAGAAUCGCCUACGACUCUUCUUCCACCGCCGGAAUACCCUACAACCGCCCUAAGUCUGCCAGUCCUAGGUUUCUUGUAUAUCUUUUACUCCACUGUAAUGUAUGUUAAUGGUUCUUUCAUCACUUCAAACAUGUUGCUACUGUGCAUUUUUAUUGCCAUGACAUCAAAAUUUAUUACAUUAUUAUGUUAUUGGGAUGGAAAAAUUUGUGACGGAGAAGAAGGUAUAACUUACAACAAGUCUCCGAAUAAAGCUAUCAAGGUUCAAUGCGGAAUACAAUUCAAUGAACUCAUCGAUCAAAUCCAUAUUGCUAAGUCGAUUGAUAAGCAAAAAAAGCUCAUUAAAGUAAUUUGCAGAUAUCCAUCGGUUGUUGGAAAAGUAAUGAAAUAUAUUCCUCUCUCAAUUACGGAUGACAAUGACGUUGAGAUCAUGUUUGAUGCAUUUAGUCUCCAUCAAGAACUAAGUAAUAUUGAUCUAUACUUAGAAGUUGAAGUCAAUGGCAUUAAAAAUCACACAGAGAUAACACCCAGGUAUUGA
Messenger RNA from Lactuca virosa, 1428 nucleotides. Lineage: Eukaryota; Viridiplantae; Streptophyta; Magnoliopsida; Asterales; Asteraceae. The record is from the annotation of a GenBank genome assembly.